Molecule: messenger RNA, 1487 nt
Organism: Verruconis gallopava
Lineage: Eukaryota; Fungi; Ascomycota; Dothideomycetes; Venturiales; Sympoventuriaceae
Exons: 3
Coding region: 311-1174 (287 amino acids)
Source: RefSeq, a predicted model, not a curated record
GCUACACUUUCUGCGAGACUCCCAACCGUCAACGCUUCACUCCGACACCUCUUGCUCUCAGGCCUAGCCCGUCUGUCAGGCGUCACCCUCUUCUGGCCAUCACUCGUUCUGGUUAGAAGUAUCAACGCCCGGCAGCUCUCGACAACAACAACCAGAGAACCCCUUGUCACGACUAAGCCACGCGACGGCAGCACGCCCGAGUCUCAGAAUAUCGACCAGUCCAAACCACGUCGGCGUACAUCGAUACAUCCCUUAAUCCGGUGUCGAAGACGUCUUGUGCCUUUUUUUUUGAUUGACAUAGGCAUUCGAGAUGAGGCCUCUUCAGGUCUUUGCACUCUUCGCUGGAGUGUCGGCGGCGUUCUCAUGGCAGGGAAUGUUCGAAGAUUCGGCUGUUAGAGCAGUCGAAGGUAUAGAGCAAGUGGAGAGGUUAUUCAAGCGGCAGACCGAUACUGCCGGAACCACAGCAGCAACCUCACAGACGACCACCGCCAAAACAACAUCGAAGACAACAGACAAGUCAACGUCGAGCGACACAGCCAAGGCCACGGGUUCGAACUCGGCGAAGGCUACGGGAUCAACGAAAGGCUCGGCGUCGGGUACAAUAACAGGAUCCUCCGCGGCCGCUAGUUCAACUGAAGUAGACCCACGUUCGCCGGCAGGCGGUGUCUCGAUGAUCACGCCGAAUCCCUACGCUGGCUCACAGUACUACAAGAUCGGCGACUGGGUAACCUUUGCGUGGAACUUCACCUCCAUCAUCAACAAGCCCAAGGCCGUCAACGUGUAUGCUACAUGCUCAACGGCCAGUGCGCAAUGGACCAUCGCCGCCAACAUGUCGUACCAGCCCACACAAACUGUGCUCUGGGACACUAACCAGUAUACUUCAAAGGCGACUCCGCAGCUGGUCAUGGCGACGUACACGCUGCUCAUUGAGAAUGCCGACGAGGCAAAGGCUACUGCGCUGUCGAAUCCGGGUGAGCUCGGGACGGUGAAUCAGUUCAUGUUCGGCAUGUACGUGCCACAGCCCUACGUGCCGUGGACUGAGUUCAACUGUCCGACCUGCAGUGCCGCACUGUCCGGCAAGGAGAGACAGGCUUUAGGCUUCAUGUUCGCCAUGAUCUCAAUUACAAUCCUCUCGUUCACUUGGUUCUCCACCGGCGCCUUUGGCCUUCUUUAAGUCGAAUCCCGCCGUGUGGAUGGUUCACUCUGUUUUCUGCAUGGCUUGGCUCGGCGUUUCGAGGAUUUUCUCUGGGUCUUUUGGGAGGUGAAAGAGGCGUUUUUUUUGUUUGAUUUUUCUCGGCCCGACGAAUCCCAGAGUGUAGACUCCAGGAUGAAGCAUGCACUGGCGUAUCCGAAGCAGGAGUUCCAAUUGAUAAUGUUUGCAUAAAAAAAAGCUGGAACGAACGUAGCCCAAGGUCCUUUUUUUCCCCCGACGGAUUAUCAUCACGACUUAGUAUGUAGUAUUUAAAUUAAUACUUGCAAAAGCCAAA